This is a messenger RNA of Musca domestica (house fly), 1694 nucleotides long. It is a transcript of the gene APP-BP1, whose product is annotated as nedd8-activating enzyme E1 regulatory subunit. The transcript has 7 exons. Gene Ontology annotation, cellular component: nucleus; cytoplasm. Gene Ontology annotation, molecular function: ubiquitin activating enzyme activity; NEDD8 activating enzyme activity. Gene Ontology annotation, biological process: ubiquitin-dependent protein catabolic process; protein neddylation; DNA damage response. Lineage: Eukaryota; Metazoa; Arthropoda; Insecta; Diptera; Muscidae. The coding region runs from base 93 to 1661 and encodes 522 amino acids. The record is from RefSeq and is a predicted model, not a curated record.
ACUUACCUAUUCCUAAAGGGUUUUUUUUUGCAUUUUUUCAAUUUUUUUGCAAACAUUUUCUUUUCCAAAGAUCAUAGCAUUUAGGGUAUAACAUGUCAUCACCGGCACCAAAGUCACCGGAACAAUCCGAUAAAAACAAGAAAUAUGAUCGACAGAUACGCCUGUGGGGAGAACAUGGCCAAAAUGUAUUGGAGGGCGCCAAAAUUUGUCUAAUCAAUGCAAAUGGUAUUGGAUGCGAAACGUUGAAGAGCUUGGUUUUGCCUGGCAUUGGUGUGUUUACAAUUGUCGAUGGCUCUGUGGUGACGGAGGAGGAUUUGGGAGUCAAUUUUUUCUUAGACUCCAGCAGUUUGGGCCAAUCCAAGGCAGCAGCCUGCAUGAUGUUAUUGCAAGAACUCAAUCCCGAUGUUAAUGGUGACUGCGUGGAAGAAAGUGUCGACUACUUAUUGGUAAAUCGACCGUCAUUUUUUGAUGAUUUCGAUGUGGUUGUAGCUUCCAACUUAAAUGAGGAAUCUCUCUUACGUCUUUCCAAUUGUCUGUGGGAGGCAAAUGUGCCUUUACUCUAUUGUCGUUCAUUGGGAUUUUUCGGAUCAAUACGUUUACAAAUCAAAGAACAUUGUGUGAUUGAAACUCACCCCGAUAAUCCACAAUUUGAUUUGCGUCUGGAACAACCCUUUCCAAGUCUUAAGAAGCAUUUUGAGAGCACCCAGAUAACCAACAAAGUGCCUUGGCUUUUAGUACUUAACAAAUAUUUGGACCAAUGGCGCCAGGAAAAUAACGGCAAAAUACCAUCCAACUACAGGGAGAAAUUGCAAUUAAAAGAAAUGAUAAGAAAAGGCAUUACAAACGAUGAGGAGAAUUUUGAGGAAGCCAUGAAAGCUGUAAAUACUGCAUUUGGAGGAGGUCACAUAACUAGUUCAUUAAAAGCCAUAUUUGAAGAUGAUGCCUGUAACAAUCUCAAUAAACAGAGCAAAUCCUUUUGGAUAAUGGCGAAAGCCCUAAAAGACUUUGUUGUACAAGAAAACAAUGGCAUGUUACCAUUACCGGGUAUAUUACCCGAUAUGACGGCCGAUACGGAAUCGUAUAUAAAUCUACAAAAUAUCUAUCGACAUCAGGCCAUGCAAGAUGCCGAUAGUGUUUAUCGUCGUACUCAAACAAUACUCAAGGAAUUAGGCCUCUCCCCAGAUACCAUUGACGAGAAGACUGUACGGUUGUUUUGUAAAGAAGCAGCCCACUUGACCGUCAUAAGAGGAUCGAAAAUAUCCGAUGAAUAUGAACGAAACAAUCGUUUUUUGAAUGAAGUAGAUAUUGAACUGCAAGGCACUUUAACCGAACAUUAUGUAGCCCUGAGGGCCUAUGAACGUUUUCUUACGGAAUGUGGAAAUAUUCCGGGUGAUUGUUAUGUUGAAAAUGAUACGGCACGUCUGAAAACGGUGGCAUAUAAAAUGCUUGCCGAUUUGGGAGCGACACAGGCGACCUUAAGCGAUGACAUGGUUCAUGAGAUUUGUCACUAUGGUGGGGCUGAAGUCCAUACCAUUUCGGCAUUUUUGGGUGGCAUUGCGGCGCAGGAAGCCAUUAAGAUUAUCACCAGUCAAUUCAAGCCUGUAGACAACACUUUUAUUUAUAAUGGCAUCACUUCAGAAACAACAACUUUGAAAUUGUAAAAAUAAAUAAAUAUUUAUAUGUGAAUUGUAAAA